This is a messenger RNA of Acaulospora morrowiae, 401 nucleotides long. Lineage: Eukaryota; Fungi; Glomeromycota; Glomeromycetes; Diversisporales; Acaulosporaceae. The record is from the annotation of a GenBank genome assembly.
UAGCCUACACUGAAACAUUAGAUCACGCUGAAGAAGCUUUGAAGUAUUGGUUGAGUCCUGGUCGUGCCCACGAUUGUAUUAUUGUAAAAAUCGAUCCGGUUCCUCAAGACCAAGUACCAGUCCGUAUGAGGCAUUACUGUGUCUCAGCAGGCAGAGGAACGAGAAAUAGACCUCCUCUUGUAACUGAGUUUGAAUUUGGAACCCAAGAUAGCACGGGAACUGCAUUAAAUAUUGCACAAGGUCAAUGCAUCAUUAACAUAUCGUUAAACUGUCUUUAUCAUGAUUUUAAGCAACCAGAUCCUCCUGCGCCUCCUAUCCAACCUCAAACUCUCUUACCCGAUCCUAUUCCGUUGGACUUUUAUUUUGUUCAGCAAGGUAUUAGAAGAAUGUUUGACUAUUAG